Molecule: messenger RNA, 4354 nt
Organism: Triticum urartu
Lineage: Eukaryota; Viridiplantae; Streptophyta; Magnoliopsida; Poales; Poaceae
Product: tyrosine-sulfated glycopeptide receptor 1-like
Biological process (GO): protein phosphorylation
Molecular function (GO): protein kinase activity; ATP binding; receptor serine/threonine kinase binding
Source: RefSeq, a predicted model, not a curated record
AUGCCUGGGUCAAGAGGAUGAAACAAAGAACAGAUUACCCAGCAGGUCAAUCAUCCACCCCGUGCCCAUUAAGCAACAAAAUUGCACUUCUUUCCCUCCACUUGUGUUUGUCCGCACACUGACGGAGACGCCGAUGAUCGCUCUCAAGCGCAAGCACCUUCUAGAAAUAAUUACCUGCGUACUAUCUGUUCCCAAAAGGCAAAUGAUGCGCCGAGAAGUAAUAGUUUAGUUCAGUGCUAGUGGGAAACAGGUGAGAUUUAUUUAGUGAAGCCAGUUAGAGAGGUGAUGUCAGGGCAACUAAACUAAGGCACGCUGUAAAAUUUCAUCGAGGAUUGAGUCAAGGAGGACUAGAAAAUCUACAAUGAAGUCCUUUUGGUACGGAAGGUGUUCAGGAAGAUUGGGCAAUUGACUUGUCAGUAGAUUACAGCAUGCAACCGAUGGUGAAACACUGAAACAUCAGUGUGAACUAGGAAGCGGCCUGGUGGGCUGGGGGCAGUUGUGUAAAAUCCAAUCCUGUUGACUACCACUACAAGGGACAGAACAAAUGGGAGCAAGAUCUGCUUCUUUCUUUCCCAUCAAGCUCUUUCAUGGUUAGACCACCAUUGAUGCUUUAUCUAGUCAGGGGACAACAUAACCUCCGGUUCCAGUGCUAGUUUCACCAGAAAACCAUGCAGACACUCCAUUUUCCUAACAAGACAUACAGCAAGAUAUUGCACAUACCUUCCCUUGGCCUAGCUCUUGUGCUGCUGAUAUGCUUGGCCUCUCCUACCAGUUCCUGCACGGAGCAGGAGAAGGACUCCCUUCUCCAGUUUCUCGGCGGGCUCUCACAACACGGUGGCCUCGAUGCGUCCUGGCAGCAUGGCACGGCUUGCUGCCAGUGGGAAGGGAUCACCUGCAGCACAGAUGGGAUUGUUACGGAUAUCUUGCUGGCUUCUAGGAGUCUUCAGGGGCACAUCACACCUUCUCUUGGGAACCUCACUGGAUUGCUGCGCCUCAACCUGUCAAACAAUCUGCUAUCUGGUGGUCUACCACAGGAACUGGUAUCCUCCAGAAGCAUCCUCAUCGUAGACGUCAGCUUUAACCGUCUCAGAGGAGACCUACACGAGUUGUCAUCUACCCAUGCCCGGCCACUGAAGGUACUGAACAUCUCAAGCAAUUUGUUUACAGGACAGUUUCCGUCCUCAACAUGGCAGGUGAUGAAGAAUCUGGUUGCACUCAAUGCCAGCAACAACAGCUUUACUGGGCAGCUACCAACUCAUUUUUGUGCCAGCUCGCCAUCCUUGGCAGUGCUUGAACUCUGCUACAAUCAAUUCAGAGGGAGCAUUCCCCCUGAAUUUGGUAGCUGCUCCAUGCUCAGAGUGCUCAAGGUUGGCCACAACCGCCUCAGUGGGACUCUCCCAGAUGAACUUUUCAAUGCUACCUUGUUAGAAUAUGUCUCCUUCCCCGGGAACGGUUUACAAGGAACACUUGAAGGCUCACAUAUUGGGAAACUCAGUAAUCUGAGUACUCUUGAUCUUGGAGAGAACAGCAUCACUGGCAAGAUUCCAGAAUUUAUAGGUCAUCUAAAGAGAUUAGAGGAACUCCGUUUAAACAACAACCUCAUGUAUGGGGAGCUGCCAUCGACUCUGAACAACUGCACAAAUCUCAUAACCAUUGACUUCAAGAACAACAAUUUCAGUGGAGAACUCGCCAAGGUUAAUUUCUCCAACCUACCCUAUCUAAAAACUUUAGAUCUUAGGAACAACAGCUUCAGAGGCAAAAUUCCGGAAAGCAUCUACUCCUGCAGCAAUCUAACUGCACUUGGGCUAUCUUUCAAUAAUUUCCAUGGCCAGCUGUCAGAAAAAAUAGGCAACCUGAAGUACCUCUCAUUCCUAUCACUUGUUAAAAGCAAUCUUACAAAUAUCACAAGUGCACUUCAUCUACUUAGGAGCUCCAAGAAUCUCACCACCCUUCUUAUUGGGCUCAACUUCAUGAAAGAGACCAUGCCAGAUGAUGACAGAAUUGCCGGUUUUGAGAAUCUUCAAGUUCUAGCAAUAGCAGGUUGCUCAUUGUUGGGAAAAAUACCCCAUUGGCUAUCAAAGCUAGAAAAGUUGGAGAUAUUAUUUUUACAAGACAAUCAGCUAACAGGGCAGAUACCUGACUGGGUCAGUAGCCUAAAAUUCCUCUUCUAUCUAGACAUAUCAAAUAACAGCAUGAUGGGGGAAAUCCCAACAACCUUAAUGCAGAUACCAAUGCUAAGAUCAGAUAAUACUGCAACCCAUUCGGACCUCAGAUUCUUUGAGUUACCAAUUUAUCUAGCUCCGUCACUUCAAUACCGCGUACCAAUGGCUUUCCCUAAAGUACUGGAUCUAAGUAGCAAUAAAUUUACUGGUGAGAUACCCUUGGAGAUUGGUCAGUUGAGAGCCCUCUGUUCACUCAAUUUCAGCUUCAAUGACUUGACAGGACAAAUCCCACAAUCAUUAUCCAACCUCACAAGCCUGCAGGUAUUAGACUUGUCGACCAACAACCUCACAGGUGGAAUCCCAACUGCAUUGAACAGCCUGCAUUUCCUGUCAGCAUUCAACAUUUCUAACAAUGACCUAGAAGGGCCUAUUCCAUCUGGAGGUCAGUUUAAUACGUUUCAGAACUCUAGUUUUGGUGGGAAUCCAAAGUUGUGUGGCUCUAUGCUAAUUCACAAAUGUGGUUCAGCUUCACCACCUCUGAUCCACUCAAAACUACGACAUAGGAAGGCCCUUUUUGCAAUCACAUUUGGAGUGUUCUUUGGAAGCAUUGCUGUUCUCUUGUUGCUGGGGCGUCUCCUUGUCUCGAUCAGAGUCAAUGGUUUUACCACCAAAAAUACAAGGGAGAAGAACAAUGGAGAUGCCGAAUCAACUUCAUUCAACUCCAGUUCAGAGCAAACAUUGGUAGUGAUGUCACGAGGCAAGGGAGAAGAAAGCAAGCUCAAAUUCACUGACAUUUUGAAAGCUACAAACAAUUUUGACAAGGAGAACAUCAUUGGUUGUGGAGGUUAUGGAUUAGUAUACAAGGCAGAGCUACCUGAUGGCUCCAAGCUGGCAAUCAAAAAGCUCAACAGUGAAAUGUGUCUUAUGGAAAGAGAGUUCAGUGCAGAGGUUGAUGCUCUUUCCAAUGCACAACAUGAAAAUAUUGUGCCGCUGUGGGGUUACUGCAUCCAGGGAAACUCAAAGCUCCUCAUAUAUUCCUACAUGGAAAACGGCAGCCUGGAUGAUUGGCUUCAUAACAGGGAUGACGAAGCUAGCUCAUGGCUUGACUGGCCAACUCGGCUGAAGAUCGCGCAAGGAGCAAGCCUUGGCCUUUCCCAUAUCCAUGAUGUCUGCAAGCCUCAGAUUGUCCACCGUGACAUCAAAUGCAGUAAUAUCUUACUGGACAAAGAAUUUAAAGCUUAUGUUGCAGAUUUUGGGCUAGCCAGAUUGAUCCUUCCCAACCAAACUCAUGUUACGACUGAGCUGGUCGGUACUAUGGGUUACAUUCCCCCUGAGUAUGGGCAAGCAUGGGUUGCUACGUUGAGAGGUGAUAUGUACAGUUUUGGAGUAGUCAUGCUUGAGCUGCUCACUGGAAUACGACCUGUCUCAAUCCUAUCAACGUCAAAAGAACUUGUCCCAUGGGUGCUGGAGAUGAGGUCUGAGGGGAAGCAGGUUGAGGUCCUGGAUCCAACACUUCGAGGCACAGGAUGUGAAGAUCAAAUGUUAAAGGUGCUUGAAGCUGCUUCCAAAUGUGUCGACCACAAUCAAUUCAUGAGGCCAACCAUCAUGGAAGUUGUCUCCUGCCUGGCCAGUAUAGAUGCUGACCCGCAGAUGCGAAAAUCAGCCAAGAUACAAUAAUGGAUAAUCUUGUAUUUUCGUGCAUGAUAUACAUGUAACUUUCCUAGUUUCGUAGAACUACGAGUUUGUUUGUACUUUGUAUAGAGCCUAACAGGUUGCCAUUUUGAGCUUUCGUGGUUCUUUAAGGAAAGAUAAUUUAUAAAAUUCAUCUUCCUUUAGAUUUCUUUUGCAAGCCUUUAAAUGGUCUCUAUAUAUAUGCUUUAAGUUUCACAAACAUGAAACAAAGUAUAAACAUGUGAAAUGAUGAUCUUGCGUUAUCGGUGAAAGAUUGAAAAUGGAGUGCAUUCAAGGGCAGAUAGUAUGUGCAGUCAUCUUUUUUGCUUUGGAUCAGCUAUUUUAGAAACCAGAGUUGGAGGUGAAUUGCCGAAUUACUAGCUACAGAAAAUGUUUGGUUGGUCCAAGCGUGGAACAAAUGGAAUGAGAAACCAUCUUUGAAAUACAAAUCACGCAGCACGCAGCCACUAGCAGUCUAGAACACGAAAGGAAUGGAGAUCAGAAGCAUUUACGUACCAUGU